Messenger RNA from Protopterus annectens (West African lungfish), 2160 nucleotides. RefSeq names its product dentin sialophosphoprotein-like. The record is from RefSeq and is a predicted model, not a curated record. The transcript has a single exon. Bases 26 to 1336 code for a protein of 436 amino acids. NCBI's taxonomy places the organism in Eukaryota, Metazoa, Chordata, Ceratodontiformes, Protopteridae.
UGAGAGCAGUAGCAAUGAAAGUAGUAUGGAGAAGGAAGACAGUGCCAGUCCUGAAGAUACCGUAUCAAUUUCAGAGUCCAGCAGCCAAGAGCAGACUGCAAGCAGCUACACCUCUGCUGAUGAAGGCAUGCAAGGGGACGACCCAUCAGUCUCCUUUGGGGAUACAAAUGAAUUUGAUGCUUUAAACUUGGAAUUAGUUUGUAAUGAAAGUAGUCAGAACACAGGUGACAGUGGAGAUGAUGGAAGAAGUAGUUAUGAACUUUGUAGCUCACAUGACGAUAGUGAGAAACAAAUCAGCAAUACACUUGAUGGAAGUAAACAAGUAGCAAAUGAUGAUUCAGCCCUUCUAGGUAGUGGACUCACUACUGAGAGCAGCAGUGCGCAACAACAGGCAAAUUCAUCACUAAGUAGUGAAAGUUCCUCAUACGAACAUAUCACAAGCGAGAUGUCAAACAGCAGUAGCAGCAGUUCUGAAGAAAACUUUCAGAUUCGACCAUCAGCACAGAGAAGCAGCUCAGAAGAAAAUAGAAACGGUUUCUCAGAUUAUAGCAAGUCCUCAGAAAGUGAUAGCAGUUCAGAAGAGCAUGGUACAAAUGCAUUUUUCACACUUAGCAGCAGCAGUUCAGAAGAACAUCAGAACAGUUCUUCGGAAGAAAGUCACAGCAGUUCUCAAGAAAGUAAUAGCCAACUCUUAAAUUCUAGCAGUAGCUCAGAGGAGGAUCACAGCACCUUCAACAAUAACGAAGACAAUCUACAACAGCACAAGAAAAAAGUCGUAAAUGGAACUGAAAGCAGUUCUGAGGAAAUUACUGAAAACAAAGGAAAUGAUAGCUCAGAAGAGGAGGAUCCCACUAAAUCUGCAGAAGAAGACAGUGACAGCUCCUCAGAAGAGAGUGACAGUAUAUCUGAAGAGAGUGAUGAUAGGAAAUACACAUUACCUCACAGCAGCUCAGAAGAGAACGGCACUAAAUCGUCAAAUGAUCCAACCAGUUCGCCGGAGGAUGUCACCAGAUCACAAGAGAUCGACAUAUCGGAUGAAGACAGUGAUUCCACCGAAAAUAGCACUAUGUCAGAGGAGAGUCUGUCGAAAGAAGAUUCACAGAGUCAGUCCAAAGAAGACAGUGAAUCCACAGAGGAUAUUAUAAGUGACUCGAGCGAGUCCAGUGAAAGCGAAUCUAAUGAACAAGAUAGAAAAGCAGACACUGACAGCAGCAGUCUGUCUGAGGAGCAAACAAGGGAGAGUUUUGAAAGUGAUUUAAGAAAAAUGAAAUUGUAUGAUGAUUUUUUGAGCAGGCGCUUAGGAGAUGAUACUGACUGCCAGGAUGGAACCAAGUAAGAAGUCAAGGGAAAGGGUCUGACUGCAGUGUACCAUUCCUAAAAUGCACUUUGAGGGAACAUUUUAGCCAUUUUUUUUAUUCAACGUCUGGAUAAAAUAUAAUCAUUGUAUAAAUAUUUAUAAAGGACUAUGCUGGAAACAUAUAAAGUGCAAAAUAUUUUGUCUGUCACUGAGAAUUCUCACAAUCAUUCUGCCUUAGUGUAAACCACUAAAACAGUAUUGUUAAAGCAUCUUCAUACUUGAAUAAAUUAAAUUACAUUUUUCUAUAUAUAAUUGUUACUAUGUCUGGGAGUACAUUAUAAACAAGCAUAUUGUUCAUUGUAUGUUUUAAGGGAGCAUUUCAUGUUUAAAGUUGAAAACAUUAUUUCUAACUGGAAUUUCAUCAGGCUUUUAAGGUAGCACAGGUGAGAAAAAUUAUAUGAAUUAAGGAGGACUUUCAUUUCAGAAUGGAAUAUAUUUUCCAGGUAAUAUCAGGUUGCCUACUUCAGAGAAAUUUAUUGAGGUCUGAGCAUUCUGCAUUUGUCAUUAUAAUUAUACCUGUUGUCAUUGCUGAACUUCGUUUUGAUCACUUGGAAAUGUUUGUAACCCUUCCGAAACUGGAACACAUUGCAGAACAAUCAUGUUUCAUAAAGUUUUUAAGGAUUGUCUUAGAAAAAUGACUGCAAGCUUACUCUUAUAUUUUAGCUUGCAUUUGCUUUAUGUCUUGUAAAAUUUCUUCCAUUGAAUACUUUUUGAAGAAAACAAAAAGGAGUGUAACACCACAAACAUAAAACUGGAACUUUAAUACAAUUAAAACAAGAACAGGAUAAGCGCUUUCGGCAUGU